GAUUGGUUAAAAUUGAACAACAUGGAAUCCCCCGUGUAGGUAGCCGGCGUAUUUAUCAAAUAUUUUUUUCUUGUUUUAAAGCCAAAAAUCCCUUCACAGUUAAGAAAAUUUCUUCAUGUGAGAGAGCAUUGUAACACUACAUCAAGACUGCUACAGGUGAAAUGAGGAGCAAGCAAGAGCUGUGGAUUUCAAUCAUUGUCAUAGCAACCGUCCUGCUCAUACCCCCCACAGACAGUGAUGACAUAGAGGCCAAGUGUACAACAUGUAAAGAAAUUGUUGAUGCAUUUAAAGAGGGUUUAAAAAACACUGCCAAGUCAGGCUUUGGAGGUGGAAACACACACUGGGAGGAGAAAAGUCUGGGGAGUUAUGUCACCAGUGAAACCAGGUUUUUGGAGAUCAUAGAAGGGCUAUGCAGGACUUCUUCAAAAGAGUCUCGAUGUCAUUCCAUGGUAGAACAUGGCGAAGAGUUAUUGGAAAGUUGGUGGUUUGAAGAUUUUUCAAAAAAUUUUAAAAGCAGACCUCCUGAAGAGAUUGAUCUGUUAGAAUGGUUCUGUAUAAAGAAUAUCAAAGUUUGUUGUCCAAAGAAUACUUAUGGUCCAAAAUGUGAGGCGUGUACUGGGGGAACGGAAACCCCUUGUACAGGGAAUGGGGACUGCGAUGGAGAGGGGACAAGAAGCGGAACAGGGAAGUGUAAGUGUCAUGGCGGUUACCAAGGCGACCUGUGUGACGCGUGCAAAGAUGGCCACUACGAAGCUGAAAAAAAUGAGACACACAUAACGUGUUUGGAAUGUCAUGACUCCUGUCAGUCCACCUGCUGGGAGGGUGGACCCAAGGGCUGUGAUGACUGUAAGGAAGGCUGGAAGUGGGAUGACAGUGAAGGCUGUACAGACAUAGAUGAGUGUCAGGAAGACCAGACAUUGUGCAAAGACAAUGAGUUUUGUGCUAACAACCAGGGAUCCUAUAGUUGCACUGCUUGUGAUGCAGCCUGUGCUACAUGUCUGGGAACAGGAUCAGACCAGUGUGUUAAGUGCAGUGAGGGCUAUACAAUGGAGAAUAACACAUGUACAGAUAUAGAUGAAUGUGCAGCUGAAGAUAAGUGCAAGGGAGAGCACGAGGUUUCCUGUACAAAUACAGUGGGCAGUUAUACAUGUAACUGUGAGGAGGGGUAUGAACAGAGUGGGGAUGGGAGAUGUACACCUAAACCUCAGGAAGGCCCGCCUGAAACAAAGAAAGACAAAUCAGAGAAAGAAAAAUCUGCAAAAAAGGCCAAGAAGAAAACAACUUCAAAAAAACAGAAGAAAGAUUUAGCAGACGACGGAAGUGACGCAGACGACAGCCAAAACGCCAGCGUAGAUGAAGAAAGUGACGAUGAUUCCAAAGAGAGCGAUGGCUUGAAAGAUGAACUUUGACGUCAUUUGAGCUAUUUGCUGUGGUCAUGUUGCUCAUUAUCAUUCUUUCUGCACCUCUUUGUGUCACUGUUCGCUGACAGUCAUGUAUAUGAUGUUUCAUUUUUGGUGUUUUUUCCAGUCAUUUUUCAUAGCCAAGAAUAAUCAAAUAUCCAAACUGCUGGGCUUUCUAUCACCAUACCCCAGUCGUCAUUUGUUUUUGCUCUGGUCGUUAAGAGUUUCAGAAAAUGGAAGUAGAUUGGAAAAUAAAGAAGUGAGACCACAUCACCAUGACGGUGGGAAGUCGAAAUGCAAACCAAAAUGGCACAGUUCCUGCCCAUAGCCAAAUGUUGGCAUGUCGAGUGCGAAAAAACUAUUUAUUUUUGAGUGAGUUAUUUAUUCGAUCCGCUUUUGAACUGUAACUGACAUAAAUUAAUUUAAAUUAAUUAUGCUUUGAACAUAGGGAAUUAGAUUUAAGUUGACCAGUGCUCUGACAGAUAACAACUGGAGUAUGCUGAUAGAAAUGCACAGUUUCGGUGCAACCAGAAAAAGAUACAAACAAAAUAAAUUAUGAAAAAAUUGA
Molecule: messenger RNA, 1968 nt
Organism: Lingula anatina
Lineage: Eukaryota; Metazoa; Brachiopoda; Lingulata; Lingulida; Lingulidae
Product: cysteine-rich with EGF-like domain protein 2
Molecular function (GO): calcium ion binding
Source: RefSeq, a predicted model, not a curated record